This is a messenger RNA of Cokeromyces recurvatus, 441 nucleotides long. RefSeq lists its product as uncharacterized. Bases 78 to 353 code for a protein of 91 amino acids. Lineage: Eukaryota; Fungi; Mucoromycota; Mucoromycetes; Mucorales; Mucoraceae. The record is from RefSeq and is a predicted model, not a curated record. The transcript has a single exon.
AAUAAAUUAAAAUAAUUUUUAUUCUUUAGGGUCAACAAUUGAAUAAAACUAAACUUCACUCGUUAUGUGCUUGUACGAUGACAGAACUUAAUAAAUCAAUUAAAAUAAUUCAAACAACAAGUCAAGAGAAAAUGUCGACAUUAAAAACAAUACAAAAGCAAUCAAUAACUGAAGAGCACCAAAAGAAAAAGAAUAAAAAUCGAGAAGAUAGUAAUGAAAGACCGAAAAAGAAGCUUAAACCUAUUUCUGGUAUUGUCUCAAUGAUCAAUUUACAAGACUAUAAAAAGACAAAGAAGUAUAUAAAUUAUUUAAAUUGGAAAUCAAAUCUAAUUCAACAACUGAAGGAAACAUAAAUGUCGGGAAUUUAAAUUCGUUGUCGAUCACUCUGAUCUUAUAAAUUUUAAAUAAUAUGUGUAUAUACAUAUUCUUUUUCUUUUUUUA